AUGCCAAGAAAAAUUCAUUUUCAAGUUGUUCAUACAACCAGUUCGGAUGAACAACAUCCGGCUAGUGAAUUAAAUCAUCAUGGACCAUUAGUAAAUGGAUGGCAAAGUAGCCGAUUUAGUAUCUAUCCACAAGAAAUUAUUUUGCAAUUAGAAAAUUAUGUACGACUCCGACGAAUUCAACUACUUUCACAUCAAUAUUUAAUUGCUUCAAAAAUAGAAUUUUUCAUGGGAGAUUGUACAUCUGACGAAAGUGUCACAAUUGAAAAUGCGCGGUAUACUCGUCUUGGAUAUAUCGAAUUAUCAAGUAAUGAACGAACAGGUUUUAAAGCACGUGAACUUAAAUCAAUUCAUAUUGAUGCCGAAGGCAUAUUUAUCAAAUUAGUUAUACAUAAAAAUUAUGCCAAUCGAUCGAAUAUGUAUAAUCAAGUAAGCAUUGUUGCAAUCAAUCUACUCGGUGAUGAUAUUGACAAAUCGAUUGAAAAUAGUGAAAAUCAGUCAGAAGCAGCUGCAAACAAUGCCAGAUCGGAUCAAAUCUCAAUUAUUGAUGAUCUCGCAUUUGCUAUGUAUCAAGAUCGUGAAAUAGCUGCUAUUAUUAAAAAUUUAGAUCGUAAAAAACAAGAAUAUGUUCAUGAUGAAAAAUUUGAGCAAGCACGAAAAUUUAAACAAGCUAUCCAAGAAUUAAUCAAAGUUGGCGAACGACUGGCUCGUUAUGAAGUUGAAAAACGACAAGCUAUUGAAAAUGAAGAUUAUGAAACAGCGCAAUCAAAAAAAGAUAAAAUGGAACUAUAUCGCACUGAAACUUAUAAACAACUUCAACUACUUAAUUUACUCGAUGUUGUUAUUGAAGGUGGUGAAGGAACCGAAUUUCUAAAGCGUUUGCAGGAAAUUGAAAAUAAUGAACAACAACAAGAGAAUUAUAAUCAAGAGUCUCCGCGUCCACUUCGACAACAGAAUUAUGGACGUAAUCGCAAUCCAGGUCAAACGCGCCGUUCACCAGAAUCAACCGUUUCGUAUGGUGCACCACCAACUUUGCGUGAUUCCUCAUCACCACCAUUACCUAACACUACAAAUACAACGCAUCGAGCAAGUGUUAUGAUCACUGGAGGUGGAGGUGGAGGUGGUUAUACAUCACCUGACUAUCCGAAGCCACGUACUCCCUAUGAAGAUAAAGUGGUUCCAACGUUAAGAAAUCGAAAUCGUCCCGAUGGUGGAAAUUUGCAAAAUUCUCUAAAUGCUAGUAAUGAUGCUGGAAUACCGAAUAAUGACGAAACAGAAAGUUUAUAUGGUGGAAAUGCAGCACAGAAUGACGAUGCAACUGCAGAAUUAACUCCAGCUGAAAUGAUUGAAGCUAAUCAAAUGAUGGUUGUUUUUGAUAGACAAUUGAUUGGCAAACUUUAUCAUCGAAAUCAUGCUCGACGUGAAGAAGCUUUAGAUGAAAUCUACCAAUUAUUAAGUUCAUUUUCUGGCGAUCAAGAAGAUGCUCGUGCUCAUUUACGGGCUGGUAGUUUUGUUGUCGCACGAAUGUUUCGUGUUGAUGUUCUUGCAACAUUUUCACAUUCACUUAAACUUUUUCAUUUACUGAUGAAUGAUUAUGUUCGAAAACAUGCAAUACAAAAACAAGAUAUUCUUGCUAGUUUAGAACGUGUUCUACCUGUAUUAUUACAACGUACAGGCGAUUCGAAUGCUCGUUUAAGACAAAAGGCACAAGAAACUAUUAUUGAAUCUGCAUCCUAUCCUGAAUUGAAGCCUUUACAUAUAAUAACACAUUAUUGUGUUUUGCCCUUUAAUAAAACAUGUGCACCGAGAUUAGCUAUCAGUCGAUGUGAACUUAUUGAAGAAUUAAUGAGAAUACUUGACGUUAAAACAGGUGACAAUGGUUUAACUGUUGACAAUGUUAGUAAAUUUUGUGCACAAGCACUUGAACAUAAUGCCGGUGAAGUACGAGAAUUGGCUAUCAAACUUUUACUUAGCUUAUAUAAAACACAUGGAACAAUCGUAAAACGUUAUCUUCCACCUGAUAAUGAACAAACACGUCGAAUAAAAAAAUAUCGAGAUAUAUUUGAUGCAUUUGAUAGAAUGGACGGACGGCCUGUUAAAGGCGAUGAAAAAUCUUCGACGAUUGAUCCAUCGGAAAGUGGAAGAAAACCAGGUGGUACUUCAGAUACAGGAAAACGCGAUACCGUAAAACAGCCGAACACAGCUCGUGAACAACAAAAAUCGUUUGAUGCCAAAGCAUCGACUAGUAAAUCUCGAACACCAACUCGACUCGAUCGAAAAACACCAACGACUAGUGUGGCUGAUGAAUCUGAAUUUACUCCAGAAAACACAUGCAUUUUUUGUGGUGAAAAGAAUGAAGAUUUUGUACGUGAUGGUCUGGAACAGCACUAUUGGGCUAAUUGUCCCAUGUUAAGAAGAUGUCAAGAAUGCAAUCAAGUAGUAGAAAUAGGCAUUUAUAUAGACCAUUUAUUACGUGAAUGUGAAAAGAAAGGAAAAUAUCAGCAAUGUCCUAGAUGUACAGAAGCAGUUGGAAACGAUUAUGAUGCUCAUAUUAAACUUAAAGAAUGCCAUGAAACUAAAGCAAACACAAAUCGCUGUCCAUUAUGUCAUAUGAAUAUACCUGAAGGUGAUAAACCAUGGCGGGAUCAUUUAAUGGGUGUUGAUGGUUGUGUUAAAAACGCUCGACGCAUCCAAGCAUUAAAAAAGAAUAAGUAUCCUCAACAUCAACAACAGAAAUCCGUUGUUGUCCCAACAUCUCAAGUAAGUGUAAUGAAAAAAACAACAACAGGCGGACAAAAGAAAGUGACAACAACAGUAAAAUGA
Molecule: messenger RNA, 2820 nt
Organism: Rotaria socialis
Lineage: Eukaryota; Metazoa; Rotifera; Eurotatoria; Philodinida; Philodinidae
Source: the annotation of a GenBank genome assembly